CUAACAUUGUUCUCUGGUGGCUGGUGUGCUUACUUAACUUUUGUGUGUUUGAUUAAAAAACUUAACUGAAGUUGACAAGGCUACUUUGACUCCAGCUGAGUUUUAAACCUUCACUUGCAGUUAAUAUUUGACUCUGAUGGUAGGAUUACGUUGUUUUACACAAACACUCACACAGACCAGUCACCACAGCCAACAUCUGUGUCACUGAGAGCAAGCAGCCAACAACAAGCCACUCCUUCAGAGAAAAUGAAACUAAUUCUGUCCGUCUGAGCGGGAGAAAAUGGCACACAGUCAGGAAUUUUUUGACUGCUCCAUUUGUUUACAGUUAUUGGAGGAUCCAGUGACGACGGCUUGUGGACACAGUUACUGUAUGAAAUGCAUCAAUGCCUUCUGGGAUGUAUACAAUAACAACGGAAGGAGUUACAGCUGCCCUCAGUGCAGGCAGACUUUCUCCCCGAGGCCUGAUCUGAAGAGGAACACACUUAUGGCUGACUUGUUGGAGAAACACAGACAGACAAAAAGUCAAAAUGAUGAUGAUGACACCUCUGCUGGACCUGGUGAUGUGCAAUGUGACGCUUGCACAGGGAAAAAGAGAAAAGCUUCCAUGUUCUGUCUUGUGUGUUUGGCCUCUUACUGUGAGCCUCAUCUGAAGCCUCACUUUGAGGUGCCUCCGUUAAAAAAACACAAUCUGAUUAAAGCCUCUGCGAGAGUUAAAGAAAGCAUCUGUGGCUAUCAUGACAAACUUUUGGAGAUUUACUGCCGCACUGAUCAGCAGUUCAUAUGUCUGCUGUGUGUGAUGGACAAGCACAAAGGCCAUGACACGGUGACAGUGGCAGCAGAAAAGUCUAAAAUGCAGAAACAACUGGAGCAAACUAAACAGGAAAUGGCAGAAAGAGUGCUGAAUUCAGAAAAGAAAAUGGCAGAACUGAGAGGGGCCGCAGACUCUAUAAGGGAUGCUGCAUGGGAGGCAUGUGAUGACUUUGAGCGACUGUGUGCGGACCGUAUCCGUAUAUUUGUCCGCUCUAUGGAGUACAAACGCUCUGAGAUGAGAGAAAAAGUUGCAGAAGCAGAGAAAGCUGGAGUGGACUGGACCAACACUCAUCUCGGGCAACUGGAGCGGGAAGUGUUAGAGCUGAGGAGGAGAGAAGAGAAACUCAACCAGCUUUCACUAAUGGAGGACCCCAUUCAGUUUCUGCAGGGUUUGCAGCACCUGGGUGAACUCCCUGUGUUCACAAACUCACAUGACAGACCUGACGUGCUGACAGAGUUUGUCGCUGCACAGAAAGAUAAACUUAAAAACAUGUGCGACAAAGAAAAGAAAGUAUUGUUCAGUCACUAUGAAGAAAAUCUGUUGUCAAAAACGCCAAGGUUGCUUAAGGAAAUACCACCAAGAAAACUGCUUUUGACCAAAUAUAAGUACUCCACAGUGGAGGUGGAUCCCAACACUGUAGCCGCAUGUCUUUGCUUGUCUGACAGAAACAGAGAGAUAUCGUGGGGCGACAAGGACCAGGCUCAUCCUGAUCACCCUAACAGAUUCACCUUCUAUCACCAGGCUCUGUGCAAAAAAGGCCUUAGGGGCAGACACUACUGGGAGGUGGAGUGGGAUUGUGGCAUUGUUGAUUUGGCCGUGUCGUACAAAGGCAUUGAAAGAAAAGGCUCAGGGAAAGAUUGCUAUUUUGGCCACAACGCGCUCUCCUGGAAAUUAACUUGCUCUUCAUCCGGCUGCACGUUUUGGCACAAUAAUCUUCACAAAGGCCAAAUUCCCCCAGUUCUCUCCCACAGAGUGGGCAUAUACCUGGAUUACUUAGCAGGAACACUGGCCUUCUACAGUGUUUCUGACUCUGACACGCUGACACGGCUGCACCAAAUCCAGACCACCUUCACUGAACCUCUCUAUCCUGGGUUUUCUGUUGAUUUAGGUGCAACACUGAAAAUAUCCAAAAUCUGAGCCUGUUGUAAUAUAUUUGCUGCAGGGCUGCGUGCAAAUUUAUGAUUCAGGGAUAGAAAAAAAAAGCACAAGACUUGGGAUGAUAUUAACAUUUGUAAAGUUUUGCAUAUUUGUAUAUUUCCAAGGGGCCGUUCACACAGCAACAGUUCUUGCAUAAAAUGUUAAACUUUUGUUGUGGUUUGGCCUUUUGUUCACACGACAACAGUGUUUUGGGGGCCUGAAAACACAAACGUUUGAAACUGUGUUCCACAGUGUAAUCUUUUGAAAACCCAACCUCUUCUUUCGCCGUGUAAACUGGCAAUGUGUGGCUCCUGUGACAACGGUGAUGUCACAGCUGCACUUUGCGCAUGCGCGUUGUGUUCUUCUAUGGUGUUUCGUUACAAAGUUACACCACUAUUACUGCCCCUGCAAUCAUACAUAAGCAUUUUCGUCUGUUUUUGUUGAUCUGUGUACAUGAGAAUUGUUUUCACAAUGUUAUUAUAAGAAAGCAGAUUUUUUUAAAAAGCUGUACUUUUGAUGAUCAAACAAAACAAUCAAGUAGAAUGACCCUGCUUUAGUUCAAUAGACUCAAAUAAAGGACGGUGCAUUGUUAAUAUGUUUAUCA
Messenger RNA from Plectropomus leopardus (leopard coralgrouper), 2552 nucleotides. Its product is annotated as E3 ubiquitin/ISG15 ligase TRIM25-like. Lineage: Eukaryota; Metazoa; Chordata; Actinopteri; Perciformes; Serranidae. The record is from RefSeq and is a predicted model, not a curated record. Gene Ontology annotation, molecular function: zinc ion binding; protein binding.